Saccharomyces cerevisiae S288C is the source of this 1869-nucleotide messenger RNA. RefSeq names its product ESCRT-0 subunit protein VPS27 (gene VPS27). Lineage: Eukaryota; Fungi; Ascomycota; Saccharomycetes; Saccharomycetales; Saccharomycetaceae. The record is from RefSeq and is marked reviewed. The coding region runs from base 1 to 1869 and encodes 622 amino acids. Gene Ontology annotation, molecular function: ubiquitin binding; phosphatidylinositol-3-phosphate binding; metal ion binding. The transcript has a single exon. Gene Ontology annotation, cellular component: endosome membrane; cytoplasm; bounding membrane of organelle.
AUGUCCGUUAGCACGCCAAGUGAGUUAGACGCAUUAAUAGAACAAGCCACUAGUGAGAGCAUUCCCAACGGUGACCUUGAUCUCCCCAUAGCGUUGGAAAUUUCAGAUGUGUUAAGAUCUAGAAGGGUAAAUCCCAAAGAUUCUAUGCGUUGUAUAAAGAAAAGGAUUCUCAAUACGGCCGAUAAUCCAAAUACCCAAUUGUCUUCCUGGAAGCUUACCAAUAUAUGUGUAAAAAAUGGUGGAACGCCUUUUAUUAAGGAAAUUUGUUCCAGAGAGUUCAUGGAUACCAUGGAACAUGUCAUUUUAAGAGAAGAUAGCAACGAAGAACUUUCUGAGCUGGUAAAGACCAUAUUAUAUGAACUAUACGUAGCCUUCAAAAAUGAUUCGCAACUUAACUAUGUGGCAAAAGUUUAUGAUAAAUUAAUCUCUCGUGGCAUUAAAUUCCCUGAAAAGCUAACACUUUCCAAUUCUCCGACUGCAAUGUUUGACUCGAAGACGCCCGCAGAUUGGAUUGAUUCUGAUGCUUGUAUGAUUUGCUCCAAAAAGUUUUCUCUACUAAAUAGGAAACAUCACUGUCGUUCCUGUGGUGGAGUUUUCUGCCAAGAACACUCAUCAAAUAGUAUACCCUUACCUGAUUUGGGUAUAUAUGAGCCAGUCAGAGUAUGUGAUAGCUGCUUUGAAGAUUACGAUUUGAAGAGACAUGACGACAGUAAAAAAUCUAAAAAACAUCGCCAUAAAAGAAAGAAGGACAGGGACUACUCAACUCCUGAGGAUGAAGAAGAGCUGAUAAGGAAAGCAAUAGAACUCUCCUUGAAAGAAUCUAGAAAUAGCGCUAGUAGCGAGCCUAUUGUCCCCGUUGUAGAAUCAAAGAAUGAGGUGAAGAGACAAGAAAUAGAAGAAGAAGAAGAUCCUGAUUUAAAAGCUGCUAUUCAGGAAAGCUUGAGAGAAGCUGAAGAAGCGAAGCUACGCAGUGAGCGUCAAAAAGCCUCUAGACAGAUGCAACCCCAACAGCCAUCACCUCAACCUCAACCUAUCCAUUCCGUUGAUUUAUCUGAUGAGGAGAAAGACAGCAUAUACAUGUUUGCUUCACUUGUCGAAAAAAUGAAAUCGAGGCCCUUGAACGAAAUUUUGGAAGACUCUAAAUUACAAAACUUGGCUCAAAGAGUAUUUGCUUCCAAAGCAAGGUUGAAUUAUGCUUUAAAUGAUAAAGCUCAGAAAUACAAUACUUUGAUAGAAAUGAACGGCAAGAUUUCGGAAAUUAUGAACAUAUACGAUAGAUUAUUGGAGCAACAGCUACAAAGCAUCAAUUUGUCUCAGCAAUACACACUUCCACAAGUCCCUUCUGAUCCGUACAAUUACCUAACAGAAAAUGUGCAAAAUCCAGCAGAAAGCUAUCAAACACCUCCCCUCCAGCAACUAUCAUCUCAUCAAUACAAACCACAACAGGAUGUCUCACGCCAACAAUCGGUAAAAGCAAAUUCAUCACCUACCACUAAUAUUGAUCACUUGAAAACCAUCGAUGUGACACCACACGCACAGCAAAAGCCUCAAUCGCACGUUGAACUUGCACCUUCGGACCCACCUUAUCCAAAAGAAGAGGCCGAAGAUGAAGGAACACAGGCAGUGCAAGAUGAGGAAUCCUCCACACAAGAAUCCCGCGAAAGGCCGUAUCCAGUAGAAACAGAGAAUGGUGAAACUUCAAUAAAUAAACGGCCUCAAGGCAUUACACGUUACGAUUUUCCAACUGUUCCUGCACGCAAAUUCGUCCAACCGGAGUCAACUGUACCACUUCCUGCAAGUUCCUCUGAAAUUCCGAUCAAAGAGGAAAGGCCGCCUAGUCCUCAAGAGGAACUGCUAAUAGAGCUUUAA